Molecule: messenger RNA, 1101 nt
Organism: Symbiodinium necroappetens
Lineage: Eukaryota; Dinophyceae; Suessiales; Symbiodiniaceae
Source: the annotation of a GenBank genome assembly
AUGGGCGUGAAGGUCGUGGCUAGUACUUGGGCUCGCGACUCUCACGACCUCUUCGACUUUGAAGCAAGUCAGCUGCAAACGCAGACUUUCACAGUCCCCAAUUCGGCAAAAUUUGUUCGGUCUGGAACAGAUGUCCAGAUGUUCACGGACAGCGAAAGCCCACCCGCAGGUGGGGAGCCUAUGCUCCGUCUAGUGCAGCGAGAGGGCUGCUAUUGGGUGGACAAGGUAGCUCCCGCCAGCAACAGUUCCAAGAAACUGUGGGUAGUAGUUCGUGAUCUGGCUACGUCCGGACAUAAGCUGUCAGAAAGCGAUGUGAUCAAGCUUGGCCGCUUCAAGUUCAAGGUUCGGCAGAUGGUGGCCUCUGAGUCAUCCGCCGUCCAGCCGGAGCUGCAUCUGGAUGAUUCUGCCGGGUCCACAUGCGACAUAGAGUCGGACCAUGAGACCCGCCUGGCUUCCACGUCUUGCCGUAUUUGCCUGCUGGAGGGAUCCUCUGAAGAUGACCCCCUCAUCAGGCCUUGCAAUUGCAGAGGGUCGAUUGAGUAUGUCCAUCUUGGUUGCCUCCGCCACUGGGUCAAGGGACGCCUCAACAUUGCGGAUACACCGGAAGGCUCGUACUUCUAUCGGCCGUUGCCUUGUGAACUGUGCAAGGCUGCAUACCCAGCCUCAGUUACCAAAGGAGAGGAUAAGAUGCCUCUUGUGGAGGUCCCGAAGACAAAGCCCCCCUUCAUUGUCCUCGAGAACAUGAUGCGUGAUGCGCAGCAGCACAGCAGCCGCGGCUUGCAUGUGGUGUCUCUUGCAGAGAACAAAGUCCUAAAGCUUGGUAGAGGCCACGAAAGCAAUGUGCGCAUUGCAGAUGUGUCGAUCUCGCGCUGUCACGCCAUAAUUCGCUAUCAGAAAGGCAGCUUCGUGCUGGAAGACCAUAACUCCAAAUUCGGUACUCUUGUGGCCAUGAAAAAGCCACGCCCACUUGAUCACAGCAGCGCUAUCUCGAUUCAGGUUGGGCGCACUGUUUUGUCGCUGUCUUUGCAGUCGGAGCCGCCUGGCGGGCCGGUCAAUAGCCCUGCCACGACAGAGGAAGAAACUCCAAUGCGGCAACUGUGA